Molecule: messenger RNA, 890 nt
Organism: Guyanagaster necrorhizus
Lineage: Eukaryota; Fungi; Basidiomycota; Agaricomycetes; Agaricales; Physalacriaceae
Exons: 3
Coding region: 1-789 (262 amino acids)
Source: RefSeq, a predicted model, not a curated record
AUGACCAUCCUAUUACCUGCCGAAUCCGAGUCUGAAUUGCUUUUGGCGAACAACGCUCCCAUCUCUCCCUCCAAUUUCUAUGGAGAAUCUAGUGCUCGACGUUCUUCACGGCUGAAAAUGUCCAGCGUAGCAAGAUUGCCCCUGAAGCGCCCAGCAUCGACAACUGUGGAGACAGAUGCCUCAGUGAAGAUUCUGAAGAAGCAGACAUUGGAUGAGAAGAAAGCCCUGCCCUCUGCUGCCAUCCCUCACCACGUUCGAACAUUUAUCGACUCUGUACUCGCAUCACCUGCGUUUACUUCCUCCCCUGCCUCCUCUACGGAAUCUCCCCUCAAUAGGUCUCCACAGUUUCUACCCCGCCGUCGUAAUACUGUGAACGACGCGGAUACAACUGUUGCUCGUGCCCGUCUCGCAGAGAAUAGGCCUACGCCGCGCACUCCCGCACGCCGCCGUGACGUCGUGCCACCGAGAACGCUCACUGACGAAAAGCGGAAGCAACGGCACGAACUACCUUUUUUUACUGAGGAACAAGAGGCGGCUUUGCGCGAUUGGAAGGAAACUGUUGCUCCGUGGGAUCGUCGUCGCAAGGCCAUCGCGAAAGCGGACGCAGAGCUGUACUGGUAUCACUUCUUUUGGUUCAUCGUCGUGUUGAACUGGUCAAUCAUAUCUGUCUCCGUCGUUAUUCUCUUUCAAUUCGUAUUCAGGUUUGGACAGCAUCCAUUUUAUCAACGGGGGUGUAUAUCGCUCCACCCCGAAUGCAUCCAACUCGUUCAUCGUACUUCGCAUUAUUAAUCCGUCCACAGGUUGUUUACCGUCAAUUCCUUCCACUGCAUUACCUAACCAUACACAACACACAAUCUUUCAGUAUUGUAUCAUUAGAUUUUUCCGUACCC